CCAAGAACUAGUAUGUACUCUGUGAAAUUUAGAUUUUUCAUUUUAGGUUAGAAAAAUCAAAAAGAUAAACAAGAGAUUUUUGUGAGUUGCUUUGUACAGCCUUACCUUUAAAAUUAGAUGUAGAUUGUAAAUAUACUCUCAUCUUAUACAUCGGUACCGGUUCUUUCUUCAAAGCUAAGUACUUACUAUAAUCAAGCGACAAUAGUCAUACCGGCAAGAUUGUGAAGCAUUAUCAAUAACAAUGCCGACAUGGAACCAAAUUCAGUCACAGCUAAGAAACCCAAAUAACCCAGUUGUUUUCUUCGACAUAACAGUCGGGACAACGGAAAUAGGACGUAUGAUAUUUGAGCUGUUUGCUGAUGUUGUGCCAAAAACAAGUGAAAAUUUUAGGGAAUUUUGUACAGGAGAAUAUCGGAGAGAUGGUGUACCUCUUGGUUACAAAGGAGCUACCUUUCACAGAGUUAUCAAGGAUUUUAUGAUACAAGGCGGCGAUUUUGUUAAUGGUGAUGGCACCGGCGUCAUGAGUAUUUAUGGUGGAAGUACUUUUGCAGAUGAGAACUUUGUACUAAAACAUGAUUCUCCGGGUCUUUUAUCUAUGGCCAAUAGUGGCAAGGACACAAAUGGUUGCCAAUUUUUCAUAACUUGUGCAAAGUGUAAUUUCUUAGAUAACAAACAUGUGGUUUUCGGUAGAGUAAUUGAUGGUUUGUUGGUAAUGAGAAAAAUCGAAAAUGUACCAACUGGUCCAAAUAAUAAACCCAAAAUACCAGUGACAAUUUCACAGUGUGGACAAAUGUAAAUGUAAGAUGUAAGUGUUCUCGUAAUAAGCUGUAUAUUUAAAGAAAAUUAAAUUGAUAUUUUUUCAUGA
Molecule: messenger RNA, 865 nt
Organism: Pararge aegeria (speckled wood butterfly)
Lineage: Eukaryota; Metazoa; Arthropoda; Insecta; Lepidoptera; Nymphalidae
Product: peptidyl-prolyl cis-trans isomerase H
Exons: 3
Coding region: 242-796 (184 amino acids)
Biological process (GO): protein peptidyl-prolyl isomerization; protein folding
Cellular component (GO): intracellular membrane-bounded organelle
Molecular function (GO): peptidyl-prolyl cis-trans isomerase activity
Source: RefSeq, a predicted model, not a curated record